AUGUCGGACCCUCUUUCAACAAUAGCCAGCGCCGCUGGUAUCAUCUCUCUCGGACUCGAAGUCCUGGACAGAAUGAUCGUCUAUUGCGACGCCUUCAGAGCAUACAAUCAGGAUGCCGAAGAUCUCGGCCACAAAGCUACCGGGCUAUCCAGGACACUCAAACACCUCGACGAUGUCCUGCAACAGAGACACGCCGUCGAACCAUCAUCACGACAACAGAUUGUCGAUCUGCUGGAAGCCAGCAACGUCACACUCGAGAAACUUCAGGAAAUGACACGCAAGAUACCAAUUCCUCCGAAAAGCUCCAAGACCCGCGACUUGGCGCAGCGAGCGCUGUACCCCCUGCGCAGACAGGCCCUCAUGGAUGCUGCCAGGCUCCUUGAUACUUUGCAAGGUAAUAUUGACACAGCACUAGGCGUGUUAUUGCUGCACCAGGGAUCUGUAGCACAACACACGUUGCGCCAUGAUGUCCAGGCGCAGAACAUGCUUUUACAACAAAGGCUCGAUGAGCAGGAUACCCAGCUUGAGCGAAUGGUGCGAAUCCAAUCCUGCUCGAGUCAUCGAGAGGCGGUUACUCACAUCAAACAGGAAUCGAUGAUUCGGUAUAUGUUGGACAGCAAGCUUCCAGUUGCCCCGAGUCUGCUCUACACCAUGCAGAGUGAAAAUAGCCGUGCCGCGGCAGCUAUGAGUGCGAUAGAUAGUCAUUCGACGACCCACGUCCGACGUCAGAUGCCGUCCGGGAAAGUUACACAUCACGCACCUCAGUCUGUAACUGCAUUGCAGCGCAAGCAUACCGAAGUCCUCAAGAGAAAGAUCCACCUUCACAGCGGAAUUCUGAGAUUCUCUCUAUCCUUAAGUCUGUCGAUUACCCAGCGAGCCGGUGGAUACUCUAUCGGUCAUACACUUACUUAUCGUGCGAUCACGCCCUACGAUUUCGAUGAACUGAUGAAUCGAUACCGCGAAAAUCCGGUGAAUCAUGCCAAUAGUGAUCUGAGCUGCUGCCGCUACCUUUUUGAAUCCGGCGUAAUCAAGCCGUCUGACAAAUCCAGAGAUGGAAUAACAAUGCUAGACGUUUUGUUGAUCAAGGAUCUCGGCUUCUCAUUCUUGUUUCCUAAUAGCUGGAACCCACACGCCUUCCUAGAGGUUAUGGACUACUUUUUGAAGUUUACAGCGCCUUUAGAAGACAACAGUGGGCUGGAGGGUACUUACCUCAACCACUUUGUCUCCAACGCGCAACCAAAAGAGUCGUCCUACCCACUGAUAGCGAGGCUCGUCGAUGCCGGUAGCUACAUCACGGAUUUCGCCUUAACCCCAUUCAACCGGCACGUAAUUCGUCACAUCAUCUUCAAUCAUGCAGAAGCCGUCCUGCUUUCCGCUGAAGCACGGGCCAUUGCCUGUGAAGACGAAAUCGCUCUCGCGAAUCUGAUAUCCCGCGGCCAGCUUCUUGCAAACGACAUCAUCGGAGAGUGGAAGGCGAUAGGCCUUGUCCUUGGCUGGCCGUCCGGGGUAAGCCUUCUCCUUGAAACCGCAACGAGGCCACUUCCAGGGGAUUGUAUCUCCUGGGCUGCCCAGUUAAACUGCUUAUCCUCCGUGGAAUUGUUACUGGAUGCGGGUGCCCCUCUCUACACCUUCCACCUCUCAGAAGGCAGCCGCUCUCGAAAUCCUCGAAUCAUAGAUCUUCUUGUUGACGAGUUCAUUGCUCGAAGGGAACAUCUUCGCGAUUUCGCUAUGCGCUAUCUACCUGAAAGUCGAUGGCGCAGUCUCGGAGUGUCCUCUUCAUGCUUGCCGCACCUGAACGCCCCGAUGGUGUACAACGCCCUCCGAAAGCAAGGUAUUAGCGUAGCCGAUAAACUGGACCCUCGGAAGCAAUCUUUACACUGCUGGGGACAAGGCUCCGAAAUUGUUUAUGAAGAAUACGUUGGAAAUGUCCUCUUUGAAGCCGGGUUGUCUAUCUCCCAUCUGAACAAACUUUAUGAUGCGGGCGUGGUGGACGUCGACAGCCCGGAUGAGAGCGGCUUCGUAUCGUUGAAGGGGGGAUAUCGUGUACAUCCACUGCAAGAUAUUUUGAGUCGAGCGCGAUGGAUGAUUUCAAAAGGUGCAAAUCCCAGCAAUCGUCUCCCUGGAGCCACCAUUCCUGCAUUCCACACAAUCUUUCAUGAGAGUAUGUAUCAACUGGAACGCGCAGCAUCACGCAAAGAUUCCAUUGCCGAGGCAAUGAAGUUCAUUGAUGACGAAUUCGCAAUGUUGGACGAAGAGAAUCGAAAUUUCCUCAUCGCAAUCAUUAUGGAGGAUAGGUUCAGUGGGCGCCAGUGCGCAUGCUCCAAGGCUGGGUGGACGCCAUUUGCGUCGUGGGUGAGAAAGCCGAGACAUCAUCUGAACGAGCUAGCGACUGUCGCAAUUCGCCAGACAAUGCUGAACGUUCUAAGACUGAUGCCCGCGUGCUCGGGCACCGCCGGUGCAGUCAUUCGACUCUUCACGUUCGAGGAUCUCGACCUCGAGCAUAUCUGUCCUGGAGAGAGUGGCGACUGCCAGCUGGAUGAUGCUGAGAGGGAAGUGGUUCAGGGAAUCCAGGAAGAAGGGCUUCAGCAACUUGAGGAACUCACAGAGAGAUCUGCGGAGCAGUUCCAGGGACUCCACGUCCCGCUGGUUCGGUUUAUGCAGGAGUGCUGGUGUGUACAAAUGCAGGAGUACCUUCAGCGAGACCGGCAGCUGUCACCAGACGAGCUCAACCGAAUCCGAGACCUAGGGGUUGUUGACUUAGCCCCUGCUGCUGUACCAUUGAACGGGGAUGAGUGGUGUGUAGUGUUGCACCCCAAGGUGACUGAGGACGUGAAGAGUUAG
This is a messenger RNA of Aspergillus clavatus NRRL 1, 2841 nucleotides long. RefSeq lists its product as uncharacterized. The transcript is spliced from 4 exons. The coding region runs from base 1 to 2841 and encodes 946 amino acids. The record is from RefSeq and is a predicted model, not a curated record. Lineage: Eukaryota; Fungi; Ascomycota; Eurotiomycetes; Eurotiales; Aspergillaceae.